This is a messenger RNA of Nyctereutes procyonoides (raccoon dog), 1266 nucleotides long. RefSeq names its product bile acid-CoA:amino acid N-acyltransferase-like. Gene Ontology annotation, molecular function: fatty acyl-CoA hydrolase activity. Gene Ontology annotation, biological process: acyl-CoA metabolic process; fatty acid metabolic process. NCBI's taxonomy places the organism in Eukaryota, Metazoa, Chordata, Mammalia, Carnivora, Canidae. Gene Ontology annotation, cellular component: peroxisome. The transcript is spliced from 3 exons. Bases 1 to 1266 code for a protein of 421 amino acids. The record is from RefSeq and is a predicted model, not a curated record.
AUGAUUCAGCUGACAGCUACCCCCACAAGUGCACUUAUUGAUGAGCCAGUGCAUAUCCGAGCUACAGGCCUGCCUCCCUUCCAGAUAGUGGUUCUUCAGGCAACACUGAAAGAUGAAACGGGGAAUCUGUUUCAUUCUCAUGCCUACUAUAAGGCUAAUGAAGUUGGUGAGGUAGACUUGGAGCGUGCCCCUUCACUUGGAGGUGACUAUGUAGGAGUCCACCCUAUGGGUCUCUUUUGGUCCUUGAAACCUGAAAAUAUUUUAACUAAAUUGUUGAAAAGAGAUGUGAUGAAUAGCCCCUUCCUGGUCCAAAUAAAACUUUAUGAUUCAAAUUUACCAUUAAUCCACAUCUCCACCACUGCUCCAAAAGUCAGCCUGACUUUGGAAAGGUGGUACACAGCGCCUGGUACCAAACGGAUCCAAGUUCGAGAAGGCCACAUUCGGGGAACCCUCUUUCUCCCUCCUGGAGAGGGCCGUUUCCCAGGGGUAAUUGACUUGUUUGCUGGUGUUGGUGGACUGAUUGAAUCUCGGGCCAGUCUUCUGGCCAGUCAUGGCUUUGUCACCUUGGCCUUGGCUUAUUGUGACUAUGAAGAUCUGCCCUCCCAACCAGAAAAGACAGAUUUAGAAUAUUUUGAGGAAGCUGUCAACUUUCUCCUAAGACAUCCUAAGGUCCUUGGCCCAGGUGUUGGGAUAGUUUCCAUAAGCAAAGGUGCAGAGAUUGGACUCUCCAUGGCUAUUCACCUAAAACAGGUCACAGCCACUGUGCUUAUUAAUGGGCCCAACUUUGUAAUUAGAAUUCCACAGGUAUAUCGUGGACAGAUAAGUCAGCCCUUGCCUUUCUCCCCACAACUACUAUCCAUCAAUGCCUUAGGGUUAGCAGAGUUCCAGCACAACUUUGAGGAAGCUAGAAAUGAAGCCAACGAGAAUUUUCUUCUCCCCAUUGAAAAGGCCCAGGGACAUUUCCUUUUCAUUGUGGGAGAAGAUGAUAAGAAUCUCAACAGCAAAGCAUAUGCCAAGCAAGCCACAGAGCAGUUGAGAAGAAAUGGGAAGAACAAUUGGACUUUGCUAUCUUACCCUGGGGCAGGCCACCUAUUAGAGGCUCCCUACUUGCCACUGUGCUGUGCCUCAAAGAUCUCCAGUCUCCACCUAUUCAUCCACUGGGGAGGAGAGGUGACCCCACAUGCCAUUGCACAAGAGCACUCUUGGAAGGAGAUCAAAAAGUUCCUCAGGAAGCACCUCCUUCCAGUUGUAACCAGUCAACUCUGA